This is a messenger RNA of Oncorhynchus masou masou (cherry salmon), 7465 nucleotides long. RefSeq lists its product as uncharacterized. Lineage: Eukaryota; Metazoa; Chordata; Actinopteri; Salmoniformes; Salmonidae. Bases 411 to 5972 code for a protein of 1853 amino acids. The record is from RefSeq and is a predicted model, not a curated record. The transcript has 42 exons.
AAGAGCAUCUUGAGGGUUUCCCACUGCAAACUGGCAGCAAUAGAAUUGUCUAAAAUUAGUGUGUAUUUUUGACCAGCUUGUGUGAUGAGAUGUAGCUAGUUGUUAUACGUUUUCAUAUGCACAUUUUCUGCCGCUUUCAAAGGAAUAGUCCUCAACUGGAAGAGAGAUGUUAUGGCCUCGGAGAACUUACUGAAUGGAGAUCAGAGCUUUCAUGGGGAACAAUCUGAAUCUAAUCUUCUGAGGAGCCAGGGUGAGAACCAUGAAAGCAGCAGGCCAUCAACUCAGACCAGGCCGAUGAGAGAGGACAGAAGGGGAUACAUAGCACCAGCUCUCUCAAGGGACUCUGGAGUUAGUUCCAUAGACCAUCACCAGGUGCCGGAAAGCAAUGAAAUUGUACAUGACAAAGCGUGAUGGAUGUUUUAGUGUGGAGCAGCUAUGGACCAGAGGAUUCUACUGAAGAAACCAUGGACACAAGUACAUUUUCUGAGGAAGAGCUUCUUGAUAUAACAUUUGAGGCAUGCAAUACCGCUGGCACAGGAGAGGUUCUGGUCUCCACGAUCAUGCAGUACCUGCAGACGAUGACUAGCCAGAGCCCAGAACAGGACAGGCUGAAUGCUUUGAAUCGUAUGCUGGACCCUGAGUGCCGGGACCCCGCUAUUAGCAGGGCCAAAUUCCAAUCCACCAUGAGGGAGUGGAUUGCCCAGUGCAGCCAAGAUGGCAUGCAUGAGGACGACAAACAUAUUUCAGGGGAAAACCCUUGUAAAGUGUCUAUAAAUGGGAUGGAUUUCUCAGGUCCCGAAACUGCCUUCUCAGAGAGAGAACAGUGUCAUUGUGACUCCAGGGAGUUGCUGGCCACUGUGUCUGAGUUGAAGCAUGCGCACCGCAGAAUGAGUAAGCAGAACAACAGCCUGUUGAGGACUGUAUCUCAGGGUGAGGACACCAACCUGCAGCUCACGGUGGAGAUCACUGAACUAAGUGCCAAGCUGACCAGUGCCCAGCGGUCAGCAAGGAGAACCAGGUCCCUUGUAGAGGAGCUGGAGGAGGCCAGGAGAGCCCUGAAGGAGGCAAAGGAGAGAGCCAGCCAAGCCCAGGCUAGCAGCUGCAAACUGAGCAAAGAAUGUGACUGUCUGAAAGCACACAUUAAAGUGCUUGAAGACAAGAAUGAACAACUCACACUCGAGGGGACUUGUUCUGAAGAUUGUCUCAACAAAUUGAGGAAGGUUAAUGCUGAGAUGAGGGAGGAACUUGAAGAGACCCUUGUCAUGCUGACUGUAAGAGACAGGGAACUCAUUAAGAAAGACAUAUUGAUGGAUAAGCUGAAGAACUCUCAUCUGGAGAACCACAGAAUCAUUGAGGGGCUACAGUCAGAGUUUAUGCAUUUAUCAGAGCAUUCCCAGCAAGCUCUUUUGAGGUUUGACAUGUACUGUAGCAGUCCACCAGGUUUCCAGGGAAGGAGUGGAGGUGUUCCUAACCACCGCUCUCUGCAUGCUGAGAUCCAGGACAUUCAGCAGCAACGUGGGGUUCUGGAGGAGAUGACUGGUCCGGUAUGUGGGGUUGUGACCUCUCACACUCAGAGGGAUGAUAUCCAAAACAUAAUUCACAGGAUCAAGUCUGCUGAGCUGGCCCACCUUCUCCACGCACACUACCCAGAGAGAGAUUCUGUUGGUGGUUGUGCUGUUGAGACCCUGGAGAGGCCAUAUCCCCACAGCCAACAGCCACAGCCACAGCCUAGCAUCAAGCAGCAGCUGGUUAAUGUACUGAAGGAACUGGAGCUGCAGACGACUCUGUGGGAGGAGAGAGAGGAGAAGGUGGCAGAACAGCGGAGGCUACGGGAGCAGCAGGAGCAGAAGCAGAAGCCCCAGGCCAAGAAGGCAGCUGUGGUGAACUGGUGGAGAACCCUUAAGGUGGAGGGGAGUAGGACCAAGGCCAAGCCGGAAGACACCCUGACCCAGCCCAGCCAGGUCCUCACUGAGACAGAGUCCAAGCUUCAACAGGCAGAGGACACCAUCACAAAGAUUAGGGAACAGGUAUGCCACCUUGAGGCUGCUCUUAGAACUGCCCAGGAGGGCGUAGCUGAGCACAAAAACAUUCAGGACAGGGUGGGAGUUCUUCACAAGGACAAGGAGACCAACACGGUGAGAGAGGAACCUGGCUGGACUGGGGAGGAGGCAUCAAAGGAGCGUAAGGACGUGGCUGUGGCUACAGACCCUGUGGAGGACCCAGGUAGAUCAGAGAAGGUAGCAGGCCAGUUUGUGACCUCAGAGGGUCUGCUGGUGACCCUCAGGAGGAUGGAGGCCAUGGUCAGCAGUGCCCUGGAGGCAGCUGAGCUGGUUAGGGAGAGUCAGCGAAGGGUCAGCCAGGUCAAGGAGAGGAUGGAGAGCAUCACUCAGAAGAUGGAGGAAGCUCUGACCAGAGCAGCGGACACAGAGGGUCAGCUCAGUUCCCUGGAGGCCAGGAUCACAGCCAAACCUCAGAAGUUGCCAGGUCCUGUAGGGCAUACUGCCCAGCCUGAUGUUGAAGCUAUAGGCAGAGACAGAUCCAGGAACCCCUCUCCUCCAGGUCCUGUAGGGCAGACAGCCCAGCCUGAUGUUGAAGCUAUAGGCAGAGACAGAUUCAGGAACCCCUCUCCACCAGAGCCUGUGACCGAAAGCUACAGCAAGUCUCGAUGGCCCCUUAUAAGCGGUGCCAUUUAUUCACGAACUGGAGGAGGCAGCAACAGUGGCAGCAAGAGCUGUGAUGAUUCAGAGCCACCCUGCACUGAGGACAACAAACCAAGCCAAGUCCAAUGUCCUGACUUUGUCCCAGACCAAAAGCACAACAGUACCAGCAGUAAUGGUCCUGCACCUGCAUUUUUAGGUUUCAUCCCAGUGUCAGAGACACAAACGCCCCCAGUGUCCCCAUCACAAGUCUUCCUCCAGUACGAGUGUGCACCUCCUCUUACCGUCCCACCGGAAACACCCCCUCAGUCUGCCUGUGUCAGUCACGCUGCCGCUCACACUGAGGAGAAUGUAGCAGGUCUCAGAUCGGAGGAUCCCAGUUGCCGUGACUACUGUCAGUCAGAGGCCCGCGACUGUGGGAGUGGCCAAGCAUUGCCGCCUGGAGACUGUGGGAGAAGUCAGCCAUCAAACCCAGGAGACAGUGCUGUUAGUAAAGCCUCUGAACCAGAAGAUCGUGGGAGGAGCAACGCAUUACAACCAACAGAUAUUGGGUGUGAUCUUGAGCAUUGUGGGAGUUUCCAUUCUCGAGAUCUACCGACUGUUUUAAUAACAGGCUCAGAUAAGGAAGGAGGGGGCCACGAGUUGUACUGCUUUCCCUGGGUUCAGACUGAACAGCAGUUAGAGGAAUCCCCUACCCAACCCACUCCAGCUGAGAGCCCCUUUUUUUUCCCACUGACACGACCCCGAGCCCCACAGCCCCCCGUAAUGCCCGUCCUCCCUGAAGAAGAGGAGGAUUCCCCUGAGGAGCUCGACAGUUCCUCCAGCUCACCCAGCACAUAUACACCAGUUGAAAGUAGAGCAGUUACCGUGGAGAUGCCUGCUCCCACCAUUGUCUUCCCAAAGCAAGCGACCGUGACCGUGGUCCAAGCAGACGGUCGACCUCUGGACCAGACCAGACCACACAGUCCCAGACCUCGCUUGUCCCGAAACGCCCUGGGAGGACCAAUCACUACCGUCGACAGUACAGGCAAUGUGAUAGACCUGGUGAAAGACCAUCUGCCUGAGCUGCAGCUCUCGGAGGAGGACCGUCAGAAGAACCUGGUGCUGCUGCAGGAGGCCAAGAAAGUCAGCGACCGCUUCCUGAGCCGCAGGGGUCGAAGGUCCACCUGCAGCCUCUCGGAAUCCCCCACAGGUCUUUCUCCUAACCACACACCAUCCUCCUCACCUGUACCGUCCAGAAGCAGCUCUCUAAUCACAGCCCCUCAAAUAGCUGUAGCCACAGAGGUAAACUAUGCCCCCUCGUCGCCUGUCAGCCUGCGAUUGGAGGUUCUGUCUGCGAGGGAGCAGGCUGAUACCAGUACACCGGAGCAUGAGAGCACCAGGAGGUUGGUGGACUGGAAGCCCAAUGAGAAGCGUAAGGUGUCCUCAGGCACCCUGGCUCCCCGCUACUCUGUUCCCCCACCCCCCAGGGAGCCUAGUGGGGGCCAGAAGGAGAACUUUGACCCUCGGGUAACAGCUAAGAAUUGCCCAGCACCAGUACUAGUCAAUAAGCCAGAAGAGGGUCUGGCCCGAGCCCCCAACCAGGCCCCUGCCACUGGGGUGGCCAAGCCUGUCCCUCGGCCCCCCACUCAGCAGGCCCCCUGCACGGCAGAAAUCAAGACCAUCGGGGCUUUUCCUCCCCUAAUGAGAGCUGUGUCCUGGGACACUGUUGGAACUCUCAACGCCAGAAAUGGGGCACCAAGUCUCCCCUCUACGAACGAGGAAACCUUCUCCUUUCAAGACAAGACCCGGGAUGCCCUGCUCAAGUCCUCUGGGUACAAGGACUUCCCUGUACAGCCUGUCAACGUGCAGAAGCUGUCCAAAAUAAGAGAGGAGCACAAGCUGAUGCGGAACCAAAGCAUUGUGGGGUCAAAGUUGGCAGACUUGAGUGAAACAGCUGAACAGGAAAGAGGUCCCUCUCUUCUGCCCCCUGCAGGGUCUCCUACUGAUGAGGAUGCUAAAGAGAAGUCAGACGCUAUGCCCAACAUCUCAGACAUCAUGCUGAGGAAACUCAAACUGCACAGAGGGCUACCAGGCUGUGCACCUCCACUCACCGAAAAAGAAGUUGAGAACGCGUUUGUUCAACUGUCGCUGGCGUUCCGGAACGACAACUACACUCUGGAGACACGGCUCAAACAGGCGGAGAGGGAGCGGACCCUGACCGAGGAGAACACGGAGAAGGAACUGGAAGAAUUCAAAGGCUCUCUGAAGUGCACGGCACCACAGUGGAGUAACAUGGAGCAGCGCGAGUCCUACCAGUGCCUCAUAGAGACAGUAGCAGUACUGCACCGUCUGGCCACCAGGCUCUCCAGCAGAGCUGAGAUGGUUGGAGCAGUCAGACAGGAGAAACGUAUGAACAAGGCCACAGAGGUGAUGAUGCAGUACGUGGAGAAUCUGAAGAGAACAUAUGAGAAGGACCACGCUGAGCUGAUGGAGUUCAAGAAGCUGGCCAACCAGAACUCUAGUCGCUGCUAUGGAGGAUCCAUAGACACUGGAGAUGAUGGAGUCCCACGGCCAUCCAGGUCUAUGUCCCUGACCCUGGGAAAGGCUUUGCCCAGGCGGAGGGUCAGUGUUGCGGUAGUCCCCAAAUUUAACCUCCUGAACAUCCCUGGUCAGACCCCAGUCAUGGCAGGACCCGGCCCCAGCGUUGCCAUGGGAGCCAGCCCUCAACCCACCAUGGGCCAAGCACUUCCUGUCCUGUGUGAAGCCAACAGUAUGAAAAGCAACUUUCCCACUGAACCUACACAUCCAGCUAUAGCUGAGAGUGGAAAGAGUGUGGCAGAGCAGGAAGCUGAGCCAUCUGCCCCAGCCAAGCCCUCCGUCAACCUAGAGGAGAUCAGAUCAGAGAUCAGAUCAGAGAUCAAGGCAAAGAUCGAGGAGGAGGCCUACAAUAAAGGCUACCAAGAGGGACUGAAGAGAAGUAAAGAAGUCAAAGAGGUGGAGGAGGAAGAAGAGGAGGAGAAGGUAGAGGACAAUCCAGAAAAGAAGGAUGAAAGAAAAGAAGUCAGCAGAAAAGAAAAGUUCAACAGUAAGGUUGAAGAGGUCCUAGUUGUCCUUGACCGACUUUGCCCCAAGAUUUUCCGCCGUAACCGACUUCUCUGGAUUGUUUUGACGUUGUUCCUGGUCACGUUUCUGGCCGUCAGUGUUUUCACAUACUUUAGUGAUCGCUAUAACAACCAUGGGGACAUGUCGGCAGAAAAAGCCAUGGUCCAGGACAAGAAGAAGAUCUUUGGACUGAAUGUAGGAGUACAGCCAAAGAUUCCCACUCCAGAAUAACAAAGAGCCUGUCUCAUACUUCUCUCAGUCCAAAGACUCUUUUUUUCCAUGAUACAUCAAGAGCUGAACUUGAAUAUAGGGUUUUGAAGAUCUAGGGUUUGGGGGGGGGGGAUGUAUCUUUGGGAGCAUUUAUUUUGUGUUUUAUUGGUUUCAGAGGAUAAGUCUUCUAAUGAUCAUAAACUUUAUCAAGGCAUAUUUAUGUUGUGUUAGGAAAGCUGCCUGACUGUUUCUGAUGUUGAUAUAUGAUUGUUGCUUAGGGGGCCAAGUAUAAUAGUGUGAUGAAAUAUGUUCUUAUCUACAGUGAGAUCCAGGAUUUUGUAUUUGAAAUGAUACAAUGACUAUUAUGUGAAAAUGCAGACUGUCAGCUUUAAUAUGAGGGCCUUUCCAUCCAUAUCAGGUGAACUGAAUGACACAAUGAACAGAAUGAACAGGGGGGUAGCAUUUUGGAGGGGAACAAAUCAUUAUUCCCAAUUCAUUCAUAAUUAUCAUGGUAGCAUCCACAUGAAUUUCAAUAGGGUUUAGAAACAGGUUCUAUUCUUAUUUACAAUAAAAGUGCCUCCAAAAUACACAAUAUAUUAUUUACCAUUCAUUUCUCUUUGGCACAAAAUAAUCUGACACACAAACUGCUAAUCCAUUCAACAAGUUUGUAUUCGCAAGCUUGAUGUAAUCAUUGUGUGCUAUGAAUAUGGGACCAAAUACUACACAUAUACUACACAUAUACUACACUUAUGAAUAUGGGACCAAAUACUACACAUAUACUACACUUAUGAAUAUGGGACCAAAUACUACACAUAUACUACACUUAUGAAUAUGGGACCAAAUACCCUCAAACUAAAGCUGACAGUUUGCACUUUAUAGUCUUUAUCAUUUCAAAUCCAAAGUGCUGAAGUAUAAAAAGCCCCCAAAAUAUAUAUUUGUCAUUGUCCAAAUGCUUUUGGACCUCACUGUAUAUAUUCACAAUGUAUUGUUCUUAUUCCUUGUCCUACUCUGAAUGUCAUCCUAUAGGACUGAAUGUGGCCCCUUGGGUGAAAAUGGAUGAUUCAUGAUGAGUUCCCUAAGACAAAUGUCACAGUAGACAUUAGACUAACGUACAUUAAUCUACCACUCUGUUACUUUUAUGUUCAUUCUCUCAGGUCCAGUAAACGGACAUCCCCUGAAGAGAUUUACAGAGAUAUUUAAAGAGAUGUUUUUUAAUUCAAUUUUUUUUAUAUAUAUAUCUAUAUUUGUGGAAUUUAAGCAGAUACUUUUUUGGAAAAUCUAUAAUAUAAGCACAUUCCAAAGUAGUUCCUCAAGUGCAAUAUUUAGCAGCUGAUGGUUCUUGUUUGUAUGUGUUGUUCCUGUGUUGGUUUGCGUCCUCCGAGCACUGAAAGAUUUCCUUCACGUACGAGAGCACUUUUAGACAGCAUGAGAAAUGUUUUAUCUUCUUCGCACUUGUGUGCCAGGAUUUUCUGUUGUGUCAACUUCGCCUUGAAAUAAAGGUGCCUUAACUCCCA